AUGGAUUCUUUUUCGUACGACUUUUGUUUACUCUUGCAUCCUCAAAAUGACAACCAUACCGAUGAUGAAUAUGGACAAUGCAACGAACAAAAAACUGUAAUCAAUUCAUGUAAAGAGACUGAAUCAAAGGUUUUGCCAAAUUUGAAUGUUGAAGAAAAUAAUGACCCCCACCUACACAAUGCCUCAUUGGGAAUGAAACAUUUCAUUGCUACCAAUCUUGAUCAUCAUAACCGCGGAAGGGAACAAUGCAACAAUGAUGCGCAGAAAACCAUACAUGACCCGGUCAUUCAACUUGAUUUCUCGAACUUGCCAAAUGAUAAAUUUAUCACGAUAAAGAAAUCGAAACCAAUUCGUAACGUUGCUUUGUUCAUUUCAUUCAAUUAUAACCUAACCAAUCAUAUUUCAAAUGAGGAGUGUAACGCGCACGGGUUUCAAGCUUUAUUUCAUGACUUUCAAGAUCACAUAAAUAUAACACCAAUCGUUAGGCUUGUUAAUGAUGUCGCCGUCAAUUGCUGGGCAUACGAUUAUAAUGUCAACGUGUUUCUCGCUUCGAAGCCCAUCUUUCCAAUAUGCAUCGUUACGGCUUUGUUAAAACGUCUUCGAACACUCUUUGAUCAAAAAACCUUGGAUAUCAUUAUCAUUUGGCUUAACGUAUAUGAAAGGUCACGUUCACGGAUCGAUGAUGAAUGUAAAGCUGCUAAGGCUACGGCAUGCAUUCAAGGAGUUGAAAUUUCUGACGUCAUCCCACAAAUUAUGUCCUACUUUGACAAGAGUAAUGAUAACGGGGAGAUUCAUAAGAAGCCACCCAUAUGUUACCAUGAAUUCAAUCUUUCUUAUUCAGCAGCAAUGAAAAUUGAUGAUAAAAUUUGGCUUAACGCAAAACAGUACUACAAGGUUGCGAAAAGUCAAAUGGAAUUAGGUGAUUUGAAUCCUGAUAAUGAGAUUGUUUUGAAAUCAAUCACGAAACAUGAUAACUCGGAAAGUAUCUUGCGCAAAGUAUUAUGCAACAAAUUCUCACAACAUAUACGACUUAAACAUCUGCUUUUCUCAACUCGAGUCUCCCCUAUUUACUUUACGCAAGAAAAAUGUCGUUGCAAUUUAAAUGGCGAUGAAUAUUCAAGCUCCAAAAGUAUCGUGAACGACGACGACGAUCAGGAGAUCUUAAAAAAAUCAUUUAUCGAUAUCUUGGAAGAGGUAAGGCAUAACUUAAUUCAAGACGAGAGAAAAAGAAUCUUAACGGAUUAUAGUGAUUUUGUGGAUGGAAGAAAGAAUCUUUUCUUGAAUUGA
This is a messenger RNA of Funneliformis caledonium, 1287 nucleotides long. The record is from the annotation of a GenBank genome assembly. Lineage: Eukaryota; Fungi; Glomeromycota; Glomeromycetes; Glomerales; Glomeraceae.